GGCCAUUUUUCUAUCGUUAUGGAUUGUUCCCGGAACUGAUUUUUACAAUGGCGCACAAGCAUGGCGGGGCCCAUAGGCCUCGCUGCACCGCCUGAACCAGACACCUCCUCUCCGGUGACGGUACCGUUUCGCAACACUCAGCUGUUUCAGUUGGUCAUGCAGGUGUUAUCACCAACGGCUGAGAAUACGACCAGUACGCCCGCCUUCGCGGCUGGGAACGUCUCCGAAAUCCCAUAUGGGAACGAAUCGCGCAUCGCUGCGAUCGUCACCAUUGGUGCGGUGUUCGCCUUCGUGACGUUUACGGGAAAUCUUAUGGUCAUGGUCAGCUUUAAGAUAGAUAAACAACUGCAGACAAUUAGUAAUUACUUUUUAUUCAGUCUGGCUGUGGCUGAUAUUGCUAUAGGAAUGAUUUCAAUACCUCUAUGGACAUAUUACACAGUAAAGCAAUCGUGGGGCAUGGGCUACACGAUGUGCCAACUUUGGCUGUGCAUCGACUACCUCAUGUCUAAUGCGUCCGUGCUCAACUUGUUGUUGAUCUCAUUCGAUCGAUAUUUCUCCGUGACGCGGCCGCUCACCUAUCGACCAAGGAGAACGAAGAGGAAAGCUUUGAUAAUGAUUGCAUGUGCCUACAUUAUCUCUGCGAUUUUGUGGCCGCCAUGGAUUAUUAGCUGGCCGUUCAUCGAAGGGAAGUACACUGUCAGAGAUGAUGAAUGUGUUGUACAAUUUCUACAGACAAACCCGUACGUGACAGUUGGUACGGCUGUGGCCGCAUUCUACCUCCCCGUGACAAUCAUGAUUAUUUUAUACUCACGAGUUUACUGGGAAACACGUAAACGACGAAAACAGUUCGGGAAACUACAAGCAUCCCAGUUCCCGAGGCGGUCGCUAAUUCAUCGUGACCCAUCCACGAACUCAUUUGUGAAACCAAAUUUGCGGAGCUCAUUAAGAAAAACCGCUUGGACCAAUGAUCCCAAGAGCGGUAGAAAAAGUCGAUUAUCAUGGCUAAAGUUAUGCACUGCAAAAUCGCAUUCGUCUUCGGAGGAUAGCUCUGAGGCCCAGGUUGUUAACAUCGAUGACACGUCCCUUUCUUCGUCGCUCUAUGCUGGAAAGAAGAAAAAUCCUAGCCCUCCACUUACCCCUAUACCUGCCAAUGAUGAAACCAUAUCUGGUGAGACACAAACGGAAAAUAGUCCACGAAGCGGUUCAAUGCGAGCACGAUCACAAACCACAGACAGACCUACAUGUGAUACUUAUACGGUAUUGAUCGAGUUGAAAGAAGAAGGUGCUCGACCUAGUGUGCGACUAAGCAACUGUGAUAAUGAUCUGAUGCGCCGAGAAUCGUCGCGCAAGUCUCGGAGUGAUUGUCGAGUGGACCACGCUGGUGAUGUUGAUCGACAACCAAGUGUAAAAGAAGCUGCGUCUCCGGCCAAGAACGGUCGCUUUACGAGAAUUGGCAACGCAAUUAGUGCAAAUGACCGGAAGAGCGAAAAAGAGCGAAAGAAAAAUGAGCGAAAGCAAGAAGGCAAAGCUGCCAAGACACUAUCGGCAAUUCUUGCCGCUUUUAUCGUGACUUGGACGCCAUACAAUGUGAUUGUCUGCUAUGAGGCAUUCUUUCCUCAUACAUUACCAGAGUACUUAUUUACGGGCAGUUAUUUUCUCUGCUAUAUCAAUUCAACAAUCAAUCCGCUCUGCUACGCCCUUUGUAAUGCAAGGUUCCGACACACGUAUCGACGAAUACUCAGGUGUAAAUUCGGUGCGGAACGUCCAAAUAUUUCAAGAAAUGCGUAUGUUCGACGGCAAUGAAAGACAACGUUCCCACUCCGAGCAAUACACUUUCUUUCCGGUGCUAGCUGCUCAAUCUGCAUUUUUUCUAACGGGUUCUCAACAGUCAGUAUUGCAACGAUCUUUAUGUGCAUAAUAGAGGAGAAUCACAUGUAUAUUUAUUAAAUCUUCAUUUUUGCAUUUUCUCAGCAAACUACGCAUUUAUAAAUUGUAUGAAAUUUAUGGAUUAUUGUAUGGAAACGGUACAAAUACCUGUGUACAUCAGAAGAGCGGCUCAAAUGUGCUUCUUCCCUGAGCAGUGGAAGCACAUCAAUAGCACCAAUUACUCAUAGAAUCUUUCAUCAAACAUAUAUAUUUGAUCUUUUUGUUGUUUUCUUUGUUUUCCUCUUUGUAACAGAGUUUUUUUU
Cylicocyclus nassatus is the source of this 2189-nucleotide messenger RNA. The record is from the annotation of a GenBank genome assembly. Lineage: Eukaryota; Metazoa; Nematoda; Chromadorea; Rhabditida; Strongylidae.